AUGCUAACUAGCUCCCCAGAAGGUGGGAAUUUUGAACCCAUUCAAAUAUCACCUGCUGUCUUUCCACAUACGCCAUUUCCAAAUGUCAGUUUGCCUCCAAUGUAUCCCACCAAUCCUAGUACCUAUGAGCCCAUUUUGACUGGAAGAUGCCCUGUAAACUUUUCUGUCAUCUCAAGUGUCAUGGAAAAAACAGCAUCAGACUGCAACCAGCUGUUUGCAGGAGUAGUUGCAAAUGUCAUAUGUUGCCCACAACUUAGUAGCUUGCUCCACAUAUUCAAGGGAUUCUAUAGUGCCAAUUCUGAUAAUUUAGUUUUACAAAAUGCAGCUGCAGAUGAUUGCUUUAAAGAUAUUGUCAGUAUAUUAGCCAGCAGAGGCGCUAACAACUCAAUAUCAACCAUAUGCUCCAUGAAAUCUUCAAAUCUGACUGGUGGCUCAUGUCCUGUGAAGGACAUAGCCACUUUCGAGAGAACAGUGAACACAAGCAUGUUAAUAGAUGCUUGCAGUACAAUUGAUCCUCUUAAAGAAUGUUGCCGACCAAUUUGUCAACCUGUAAUUAUGGAAGCUGCAUUUUUGUUGUCAGGAGUGCAAUCAUAUAUGAACAAUAAUAAGAAUGCAGUUGGGCUGCCUAAUCAGUUUGAUGUGGUUAAUGAUUGCAAAGGGGUAGUCUUUUCAUGGAUAUCAAGAAAACUUCCUCAUGAUUCUGCAAACAAGGCAUUCCGGAUAUUGUCUGCCUGCAAAGUCAAUAAAGCAUGUCCAUUGGAGCUGAGACAACCCUCUAAAGUAAUUGCAGCAUGCCUCAAUGUUUCUGCCCCUAGUCAUUCAUGUUGUAGCUCCCUAAAUAAUUACAUAGCUGGUAUACAAAAACAAAUGCUUAUAACAAAUCGGCAAGCAAUACUAUGUGCAACCAUGUUUGGCUCCGUCUUGAAGAACGGUGGUGUGAUGGCAAAUGUUUAUAAGCUUUGUAACGUAGACAUAAAAGAUUUUAGUCUCCAAGCGUACGGACAAGAAGGGUGUUUACUUCCUAGCCUGCCUGCGGAUAUGGUAUAUGAUAAUUCAUCAGGCUUUAGCUUUCAUUGUGAUUUGACGGACAAUAUUGAAGCUCCAUGGCCAUCGUCAUCAUCCACCAUCACAUCAUUGUCUCUUUGUGCUCCAGAGAUGUCUUUGCCUGCACUACCUACGUCACUGAAUCUGGGUAACCCUGGCUAUUAUGGAGGUGGGGUGGACCUCUUUGUUCCUAUUCUUUUAAUUUUUGGUGUUGGUGCAUUAUUCUUUUGA
Striga hermonthica is the source of this 1275-nucleotide messenger RNA. The record is from the annotation of a GenBank genome assembly. NCBI's taxonomy places the organism in Eukaryota, Viridiplantae, Streptophyta, Magnoliopsida, Lamiales, Orobanchaceae.